Telopea speciosissima is the source of this 3350-nucleotide messenger RNA. Its product is annotated as pentatricopeptide repeat-containing protein At1g19720. Gene Ontology annotation, molecular function: protein binding; zinc ion binding; RNA binding. Bases 170 to 2884 code for a protein of 904 amino acids. The record is from RefSeq and is a predicted model, not a curated record. The transcript has a single exon. NCBI's taxonomy places the organism in Eukaryota, Viridiplantae, Streptophyta, Magnoliopsida, Proteales, Proteaceae. Gene Ontology annotation, biological process: RNA modification.
UUCAUAAAUUUGUUAUCAGUGGCAGUGGCAGUGGCGUGGAUGAAUCCCAAUGGGCCCAUACACCAAUUUUCGAUUCUCUCAGCCAAUAACAGUCAUUAUCUCGUCCAAUAGAUAAUAUCAAUUUCACUUAUCUUGCCAACUCAAAACAGAAAAAAAGAAAAGUGUAGAAAUGAAAUCAAUUUUGCUGAUGGAUUCCAUCUUCGCCUGCAAAUCGAAGCCCCCGAGUGCUGAUCUGUUCAAACAUGAAAUCCCAACUGAAUUCUCUUCAAAACCCAUAAAAUCUUCUCUUUCUUUCGCCAAAACCUCCACCCCAGCUGCACCAAGACCAACCCAGAAAAUUACAGAACAUCAUGUGAAUCAUCUAUGCAGAACUGGGCAGCUCAAAGAAGCAGUAGCUGCUCUCGAUUCCAUUGCCAAACUUGGGGUCAAGGUGAAACCCGGAACUUAUAUCUCUUUACUUCAGUGUUGUAUUGAUUUGGAUUCGAUUGAUCAAGGCCGUAAGCUCCAUGCCAGAGUUGGGUUGGUUAGGGAGUUGAACCCCUUCAUUGAGACCAAACUUGUUGGUAUGUAUGCCAAGUGUGGGAGUUUGGAAGAUGCCCGUCAAGUAUUUGAUCAAAUGCUGGAGAGAAAUCUGUUUACUUGGUCCACCAUGAUAGGUGCAUAUACUCGAGAACGGAGAUGGCAGGAAAUUAUAGACCUUUUCUUCUGGAUGACUGCAGAUGGGAUUUUCCCAGAUGAAUUUCUGUUGCCAAAGAUCCUACAAGCUUGUGCAAACUCAGGGGAUGCUGAGUCAGGGGAAUUGAUUCAUUCUUUUGUAAUUCGAAGUGGGAUGGAUUCAUGUGUCCAUGUUAACAAUGCUCUACUAUCAAUGUAUGCCAAGUGUGGUAGAUUGAUUUCUGCCAGAAGCUUUUUCGAGAAGAUGGAUAAGAAGGACAUGGUGAGUUGGAAUUCAAUUAUAUCUGGGUAUUGCCAGAGUGGAAACAAUGAAAAAGCUCUCCGGCUGUUUGAUAGGAUGCAAAUUGAGGGAGUAAAGCCAGGUCUAGUGACUUGGAACAUAUUGAUUGCCAGUUAUAACCAAUCUGGAGACUGUGACCUCGCAAUGGAACUGAUGAGGAAGAUGGAAAUUUUAGGGAUGACUCCCGAUGUUUUUACUUGGACAUCUAUGAUUUCAGGUUAUGCACAAAACAACAGGAAAAGGUUGGCCUUAGAAUUGUUUAGAGAAAUGAUUUUGGUUGGCAUUGAACCAAAUGCAGUUACUAUCGCUAGUGCAGUUUCAGCUUGUGCUACUUUGAAAGCUUUAGAGAAAGGGAAGCAACUUCACUCUAUUGGAAUUAAGACAGGAUACAUGGGAGAUGUACUUCUUGGAAAUUCUCUGAUUGACCUGUACUCCAAAUGUUCGAAAACUGUGGCUGCUCAGUGUGUCUUUGAUAAUAUAUCAGAAAAAGAUAUUUUCACAUGGAACUCAAUGAUUGGAGGGUACACUCAAUCUGGGUACUGUGGCAAAGCCUAUGAUCUCUUUGUCUUGAUGCAGGAUUCUGGAGUACAGCCUAAUGUUGUCACAUGGAAUGUUAUGAUCUCAGGCCAUAUUCAAAAUGGAGAUGAGGAUCGGGCCAUGGAGUUCUUUCAGAGGAUGGAAACAGAUGGAAUGAUCAAGCAGAAUACAGUGACAUGGAACUUGCUUAUUUCAGGUUCGCUCCAAAAUGGGCACACAAACAAGGCUCUGGGAAUUUUCCAGCAAAUGCAAUCUUUCCAAGUUCCACCUAACUCAGUGACCUUGUUGAGCAUCUUAUCAGCUUUUGCAAAUUUGGUAGCACUGAAAAAGGUGAAAGAGAUACAUGGUUGCAUCUUGCGUAAAAAUCUGAAUUCCGAGCUUUCACUUGCUAAUUCUCUGAUAGAUGCUUAUGCCAAUUCAGGGGACAUGGUCUCUGCGAGGGCCAUAUUUGAGGAUCUGUCAUCCAAAGAUAUCGUCUCAUGGAACUCGAUAAUUUCUGGUUAUGUUUUACAUGGUCUUCCUGAUAUUGCAAUUGAUCUCUUUGGUCGGAUGAGACAGGUUGGACUCAAUCCAAGCAGGGGAACUAUUACAAAUAUUAUUCUAGCACAUGGUUUGAAAGGAAUGGUGGAUGAAGGGAAGCAAAUAUUCUCUAGCAUAAUUGAUAAUUAUCAGAUUUCACCAAGCUUAGAACAUUUUUCAGCUGUGGUAACUCUAUUUGGUCGCUCAGGUAGACUUGCCGAAGCAACCAAGUUCAUCGAGGAAAUGGACAGUGAACCUGACGCCACUGUUUGGGAUGCCUUUCUUACAGCUUGUAGGGUUCAUGGCACUAUUGGGUUGGCAGUACAUGCAGCAGAACAUUUAAUGAAAUUGGAACCUGGGAAUUCAUUGAAUUACAGGUUAGUAUCACAGAUAUAUGCUUUAGUUGGAAGGUCUGAAGAUACUUCAAAAGUGAGAAAGCCUAAAAUGAUAAAUGGGACAACCAGAUUUCUUGGGUGUAGUUGGAUUGAAAUCAAGAACACAAUGCAUACUUUUAUCACGGGUGAUCAAUCUAUGCCAAAUUCAGAUUCUUUGUAUUCUCAGUUAAGUUGUAUAGCAGAAAAAAUUAGGGUAGCAGCUCCCGAUUCUCAUGACACACAACUUUGCAUCGAGGAAGAAGAGAAUGAAGAGGUUGCUGGGAUCCACAGUGAGAAACUUGCAAUUGCUUCUGCCCUCAUUGGCUCUCCCUAUUCAUCUAAAAGUAUAAGAAUUGUCAAGAACCUUCGAUUGUGUAGAGAUUGCCAUAGGACUGCAAAACUUUUCUCUUUGGUAUAUGGACGUGAAAUUUAUAUGAGUGAUCCAAAGUGCUUGCAUCAUUUCAAGAAUGGGCAGUGCUCUUGCAGGGACUAUUGGUGAUGCUUAAUAGCCAUUCUUGAUCUUACCUUAUAUUAGCUUGAGCCAAGAGCUGCAUUGCGUAAUUCAAGCCCAAGCAUUCUCAUACUAAGUCUCUGCCCUCAAGUACAUGGAGACCAAUUGGAUGGACACUUUCAACCUAACCCGACUAAUUACAGCCGGCCUAGGCCAACAUUGUUAACGGUAUAGAAGGCAUUGACUUGGAGUAUGGGCAUUUCUCUCAUUGGAUGAGAUUCAAUUGAUCUUCUGCAACCUGGAUGAAUUGAUCAUGCACUUCGAUGCUGAGAGUGGUGAAUCAAGAAGCUGUUGAACUGGCGAAACAAUGGGUGGUUAGACCUUUGUUAUAUUUUGGAGAAAGCUUACCGCUGUAAAAUGUAGUCUUAUCUUGGGUCAUUUGGUUGGAAGUGAAGUUUGUCAAUAUGGAGUAAAUGGCCUGGAUUAGCCACAUGCCUAAUCUCAUAUGAAAAUU